Molecule: messenger RNA, 321 nt
Organism: Suillus subalutaceus
Lineage: Eukaryota; Fungi; Basidiomycota; Agaricomycetes; Boletales; Suillaceae
Exons: 2
Coding region: 1-321 (106 amino acids)
Source: RefSeq, a predicted model, not a curated record
AUGUCAUCCCCGCAUCGAAAGGAAUGUCUCGAUUAUCAGAUGAAUGAUUCCAAUUUCUGCAAGAUGAUCCGCAUUAAAAGGACCCUUUGCCGAAAAUACAAGCAGGUGAAGAAUGGCAUCGCUGAAAGUGAAAAGGCUUUCGACAGACUUGAUGAAGCAGCACCCAGCAAUUCAAAGACAGAGUGGUUAGCCAGCGAGAGGAUCCCUCAGUCCAGCAGAAUAAAUGAUCCUGUGGCUAUGGAUGUAUAUGAGAUUAAUAUCAAGAAGGCACCGAGCAAAAAGGAGAUCGAGCUUAGACAAUUAGAGGAGGGUAAUGCCUGA